CGCCCGCCAGCCCCACGUGCGCAGCCUCCCACCAGGCCGCCUGCGGUGUUGCCUGCAUCCCCGUUCCCUGGCUCUGUGACGGCGAGCAGCAGUGUCCUGACGGGACGGAUGAGCAGUGCGAUGUUGCCUGUGGUGGGGACCCUCACAUUUGGCAGUGUGACGAUGGCCAGUGUGUUUCCAGAAGCUGGCGUUGCGAUGGUGUUGCUGACUGCCUGGAUGGCUCUGAUGAGCAGGACUGUGUGUGUGGGGCAAAGAAGGUGCAGUGUCCUGGCACUCACCACUGCAUCCCGCACUGGGAGCUCUGCGAUCGGCACCAGGACUGCGAAGACGGCUGGGACGAGGAGGGGUGUCCCCAGCAGCCCUGUCUGCCGGGGCAGUGGCAGUGCAGGAACAGGGUGUGCAUCAUGGCCGAGUGGAAGUGCAACGGUGUCGAUGACUGUGGCGAUUCCUCGGAUGAAGAUGUCUGCGCCCCCUGCCCGCCUGGCAUGGUGCGGUGUGACGAAGGCAAGUGCAUCCUGGAGUCCCUGAUGUGCAAUGAUGAGGACGACUGCCUGGAUGGCACCGACGAGCCCAGCACGUGCGGUCGGAGCUGCUUUGUGCGCAAUGGGGGCUGCGCAGAGACGUGCACCGACACGCACUGGGGAGUGCAGUGCUCCUGCGGGGCCGGCUGGGUGCUGCAGGCAGAUGGGCAGAGCUGUGCUGAUGUGGACGAGUGCUCCCUGGAGUACAGCCCCUGCAGCCAGCUGUGCAGCAACACCCCCGGCGCUUUCAGCUGCUCCUGCCUCCAGGGCUACACCCUGCGGCACGGCACCACCUGUGAGGUGGCAGGUGACAUCCCCCUCACCCUGGCAGACAAUGCAACACAGAUCCUGGUGGCUGUGGGGCAGGAUCUGGCCCUUCUGGAUGUGCGGACCCAAACCUACCGGCCCCUGCUUUCCAGCGAGACCGAACCCCGCGCCCUGGUGUAUGACCUGCUCCGAGAAACCUACUACUGGCUGACCGAGGAGGGCGAGCUCCGUGUCCAUCUCCCGGGGAAGGGCACGCGGCCCCUCUAUGCAGAUGCUGGGGAGGUGAACAGCAUCUCCAUAGACUGGUUCACAGGGCAGCUGUACUGGGCCAGCAGCCACCCUGCAGCUAUCUGUGCGGGGCUGAGCGAUGGCCGGGGCUAUGUGACAGUGCUGGGAAAGGACCUGGCACCAGAGCAGCUGACAGUGCAUCCAGCUGCAAGGUCCUUGUACUGGGUCAACCGCGGGCAGAGGGGCCGGACAGUCAUCGCGGCAGCCGGCAUGGAUGGCUCAGACCGGCGGGAGCUCACAGUGGUGUCCAUGGAGGAGCCAGUGGGGCUGAGCCUGGACCACGUGGCUGGCAGGCUGUACUGGAUCAGCGAGUACAAGGAGUCCAUCGAGACGCUGCGGGUGGAUGGCAGCGGGCGCCACUCCUUCCCCGCCGUCCUGCGGAGCCACACGGAGCCACUGGGCCUGGCCGUGUUCGAGAGCCGCUUCUUCUGGACUGAUGGCACAGAGCUGGUGUCGGCCGCCCAGGCGUCUCCCCAGGAGCAUGCGGUGCUGCUCCGAGCCCCUGUCUCUGCUUUCACUGUCCUGCACGUCCUGCAGCAGCCUCCCCAGCUGUCCAUUGUGUAUGCGACAGGGACAGCCAUCUCCCUGGUGCAGGUGGGCCCUGGAGCACACAGCAAACAGGUGCAGGAGUGGCAGGAGUCCCUCCACCUGCAAGACGUGGACUGGCAGAGGUCGGUGAUCUACGGGACGGAUGACCAUGGGACGCUGCUCCGUGUUGUGGGGCACCCCGGCAGGAGAGAGGCCAUGGCGACUGGGCUGCCAGUCUGCUCUGCCCGUGUGGACAUCCGCUCAGGGAACCUGUACUGGCUGGCAUGUAACCGGAGGGACAUCGGGGUGAUCCAGGCGUCUGACAUGUCCCCACGCAUCCUGCACCGUGCUCGCAGCAGCAUCCAGCACCUCUUCUUGGACUGGCAGCGGGGUGCUCUGUACUGGUUAGCCCGUGGGCAGCCCCUGCAGCAGCUGAGCCUGGCUGGCGGUGCUCCCCGCGAUGCCUGGAACGAGACGUGGCCUGGAGACCUGCCCGCAGCCAUGGACAGCAGAGCCUUCAGCCUGCUCUGGACCUCAGCCCUGGGUCUGCGAGCACUGAGUCUGAGCAAGCGACAAGCGGUCACCCUGGCACCCAGCUGGUCCCACGGGCUGGUGGCUGCAUUUGAGCCAUACCUGAUGUCAGCAAACGGGACGGCUCUCCUGCUGUGGGACCGCAGGACACUGGCCCUUGCGAUGUCCAUUCCGGCCACAGGCAUUCAGGGAGUGGUGGCCUUCGUGGGCUUGGAGCCACAGGCUGUCCCCCAUCUGUCCUGUCCUCGCACGCAUGUGCCCUGCCGUGACGGCACCGAGUGCGUGGCCCAGGAGUACUUGUGCGAUGGGGAGAAGGACUGUGCGGAUGGCUCUGAUGAGGAUGGGUGUGCCCAGCUCUGCGACACCCCAGGGGCUUUCCACUGCGCGAGUGGAGCCGUGUGCGUCAGGGCUGGCGAGCACUGUGAUGGGGUGCCGCAGUGCCCCGACGCAUCGGAUGAGAUGGGCUGCUGGAGCCCCACACAGGAGUGUGCCCUGCGCUGUGACGCUGCCACCCGCUGUGUCCCCGAGAGCUGGCUGUGUGACGGCCACGCUGACUGCCUGGACCACGCCGAUGAGCAGGGCUGUGCACCAAAGAAGUGCAGCCCGGCCGAGUUCCCCUGCCAGAGCGGGCAGUGUGUGGCGCUGGCCCUGCGCUGUGACGGUGAUCGCGACUGCCGGGAUGGCUCGGAUGAGGAGGGCUGUGCCGUACCCCGGCCGCUGCUCUGCCGCACGGGUGAGGUGGCGUGUCCCCACAGCGGGGAGUGUGUGCCGGAGGCCUGGCGCUGCGACGGUGCCACUGACUGCAGGGAUGGCACGGAUGAACAGGGCUGUCCGAGGGAGGAAGGGCUGUGCAGGGACCAGGAGUGGGGCUGUUCCCAUGGCCACGAGUGCAUCCCUGAUGUCUGGCACUGCGAUGGAGAGAGCGACUGCACGGAUGGCAGUGACGAGGCUGGCUGCCAGCCUGCUCCCUGCCAGAGUCAUGAGUACCCGUGCAGGCUGGGACCCUGCCUGAAUGUGUCCCUGGUGUGUGAUGGCCAGCGGGACUGUGCGGACGGCUCGGAUGAGGCGGGGAACUGCUCCGUGCCCUGCCAGCGGUCCUGCUCCCACCUCUGCUACCCCUCGCCCCAGGGCCCUAGGUGCUGGUGUGACCCAGGCUAUCGGCUGGGGGGGGGAAAAAAAAGUAGGUACAAAGACGAGGACAAGGAUGGGGGCGCGGGAGCCUGCAGCCAGACGUGCCUCAACGCCCCAGGGUCCUACAGCUGUGGAUGUCUCCCGGGCUACCUACUCGAGCCUGAUGGCCACGUCUGCAAACUCACUGGACCAGAGCCCAUGCUGCUGGUGGGUGUGCAGUCAGAGGUGUUGUCCUACGGCCUGCGGAGUGGGCAUGAGGAGGUGCUGCUGGCCACUGGCAAGGAUCGCGUUAUCUUCUCACUCGACUAUGACCUGGUGGAGAGGAAAGUCUUCUGGAUGGACCUGGCCACUGAGAGCAUCCGCUGGCAGGACUUCGACUUUGGCAAGAAAGGCACACUGGUGAAAGGUGUGAAAUCAGACUGUAUAGCAGUGGACUGGCUUGGGGGGAACCUGUACUGGACAGACGGGGCAGCAGGGCAGGUGCUGGCCACUCGCCUGGGGGCUGCCUGGCGUGGAACACCAGAGUACACGGUGGUGGUGGAUGGAGACCUGGACCAGCCACACUCCCUGGUGCUCCAGCCUCUGGCAGGGGAAGGCUGGGAUGAGAGGACACGGGGACGUCUUUGCCAUCCCUGCCCUGCCCCAUUUUCCUCCAUGGAGGCAGAUGACAGGCUGGGGAAGCGUUGGGAUGGCCUCACCUGGGUGUGA
Messenger RNA from Pterocles gutturalis (yellow-throated sandgrouse), 3974 nucleotides. RefSeq names its product low-density lipoprotein receptor-related protein 2-like. The annotation marks the transcript as partial. The transcript is spliced from 21 exons. The record is from RefSeq and is a predicted model, not a curated record. Gene Ontology annotation, molecular function: protein binding; calcium ion binding. Lineage: Eukaryota; Metazoa; Chordata; Aves; Pterocliformes; Pteroclidae.